Molecule: messenger RNA, 2229 nt
Organism: Durio zibethinus
Lineage: Eukaryota; Viridiplantae; Streptophyta; Magnoliopsida; Malvales; Malvaceae
Source: RefSeq, a predicted model, not a curated record
UCUCCCUUUCCUUUUCCUUGUGGGAAACUAAAAAUAUUUUGUUUUGGAGAAUAUAAAUUUCUCAUCUGGAUCUUGCGUAACUUUCUUGUUUUUGAUUGGUUUAGUUUAAAAGGAAUAUCAGAUCUCGAUCAGGCUUAUGGUAGUUUCUGUUGUAUAGAGAAGGUAACUGGGAUAUUAUGAGUAGUUGGCAGCUAUAUAAAGUUGGUUAUUUCAUAGAAGAUUUCAAGAGUUUGAGAGAAAGAAGAGAGCAUCUGCCACACCACUAAAAGGGAAAGAAACAAUGAAUAAGAGUAAUCUGGGCUCCAUCAGUAGCUCUGAUCUCAUUGAUGCAAAGCUUGAAGAGCAUCAGCUGUGUGGAUCCAAGCAGUGCCCAGGUUGCGGACACAAGCUUGAAGGAAAGCCGGACUGGUUGGGUCUACCAGCUGGAGUGAAAUUUGAUCCGACAGACCAAGAACUGAUAGAACACCUCGAAGCAAAAGUAGAAGCUAAAGACAUGAAGUCUCACCCUUUGAUAGAUGAGUUCAUUCCUACCAUUGAAGGAGAAGAUGGGAUUUGUUAUACCCAUCCUGAGAAACUCCCAGGAGUAACCAGAGAUGGCUUGAGCAGGCAUUUCUUCCACAGACCAUCAAAGGCCUACACAACUGGGACAAGAAAAAGAAGGAAGAUUCAAACCGAAUGUGACUUACAAGGAGGAGAAACAAGAUGGCACAAAACCGGCAAGACAAGGCCAGUCUUGGUCAAUGGCAAACAGAAAGGGUGCAAGAAAAUCCUAGUUCUCUACACAAAUUUUGGCAAGAAUCGGAAACCCGAAAAGACCAAUUGGGUCAUGCACCAAUAUCAUCUCGGUCAGCACGAAGAAGAGAAAGAAGGAGAACUUGUGGUGUCAAAGAUAUUUUAUCAGACUCAACCGAGGCAGUGCAACUGGUCUGAUCAUCGAAGUGCAACAACUCUUGAAGGAAGCAAUGACCCUAAUAGCAGAAGAGAUGGUGGCAGUGGAAGUUGUUCGUCAAAGGAAGCAAUCCCUUUAAGAGAUGAAGUUUCUGGAGCUGGGGUUGCUGCUGCUUUAUCAAGUUAUGCCGGUGCCGUGGAUAUCCAACAGUUUAAAUCUGAUCAUUUCAGUUUCACCCCAUUUAGCAAAAGCUUCGAUGAGGUAGGGAUUGGAGAAGCUUCAGAAACAAGGGAAGCCCCAGCUCCAGGUACGUGCGAAGAGAUACGCGAGCAUCCACAGCCACAUCAUAUCGCCCUUGAUCAUCAUCAUCAUCAUCAGCAACAACAACAACAACACCACCAUCAUACACAUCAUCAGAUUGCUACUACGGCCUUCCACAUUAGCAGUUCUUCACAUCCCAUCUCCACCAUCAUCUCUCCACCUCCCCUUCACCAUUCUUCCAUCAUUCUUGAUGAGGACUCCUUCCAUGUCUCCAGAAUAAUGCUUCAAAAUGAAAGUUUUCAGCAUCAACAGCAACAGCAGCAGCAGCAGCAGCAACAUAAACUGGGAGGAAGGUCUGCAUCAGGUUUGGAGGAACUAAUAAUGGGUUGCACUUCAACUGAUAUCAAAGAAGAAUCAUCCAUCACAAACCCACAAGAGGCUGAAUGGUUGAAGUACUCCUUCUGGCCUGACCCUGACAACCAGGAUCCUCAUGGAUAGAAGCAAAAAUAUUAGACAAACAAACCAAACCUUGCAGACAUCAUUAUUAUCAUCAUUAUUAGUACUUGAAGCCUCUGGUGAAGUUCUUUUCAAGGAGAGUCCAAGAAACCAUCUACUACAGCUUGCUCUUUUUCUUUCUUUUUCUAAUGGGGGACCUGGCUUAUGACUCUCGAAGUCUCAACUGAACUAACUGUACACAGUCCAUGUUGGAAAGAAAGAGAAAGAACAAAAAGAAUAAGAAGAUUGAAAGAAAGUAAAACAAGGAAAAGAACCCAGGAAAAAUGCUGCUCUCUACUGACAAAUAGAAGGAGAACCCAAGACCCAAUGAAAAUCCCGCCCUGCAUGAAAAUCAUCACCAUUAAGAAUGUUACAAUAUCAUCUUCAUGGCUAUUCUUAUUAUUUUAUUAUUUCGAAGCUCUUGUAUAAUUUCUUUUCUUGUUCUUUUCAAACAAAAUACCAAAGAGUUUGUGCAAAUUGCAAACAAAUACCUUGUUAAUUGUGUUGUUUUAGUCACCUUUUCUAGUAAAAUAUAUGUGGAUUAGGGGGUUUACGAUUUCCUUUUAUAUAUAUUAUAUAGAAAU